UUUCCUUUUCUGGUCACACGCGUCUCGUUCUCGUGUGCAACUCGUCUGCCCAAAACAUACUUCUUCACAACAAUUCUGGUUACAGCUCAGUCAUCACGUUUCCCGUGCGCUCUCCUCCGACCUUCGUGGGCAGUUUGGUUUUACCGCUUUCCAGUCACUCUGUCAAUUCAAUUUCUUCUUGCAACUGGAAUUUCUUUGUAAUUUGAAUCUCCUUAUUUGCUCUGUUUGAUUUGUUGUUUUGGAGGUGAUCUGGAGUUGGAGUUUUAGGCAUGGAGAAGAUGACGGUGUUUAAGAGAUUUUCGCGGAAUUUUCGGGAGAAUAGUUCGCUUGCUAAAGCGUUGGUUGUUUUCACCAUCAGCAGUGGUGGUGGCCUUGUGGCUUAUUCGGAAGCCAGAGCAGAAGAAUUAAGUAAUAUUCCAGACUCUUCUGAGGCUGGUGACAAGAAAAAAAGAGUGGUGGUGCUUGGAACCGGUUGGGCUGGAACAAGUUUCUUAAAGAGCUUGAAAGACCCAUCCUAUGAUGUCCAGGUGAUAUCACCACGUAACUAUUUUGCUUUUACUCCAUUGCUACCAAGUGUGACUUGUGGUACUGUGGAACCCCGAAGCAUAGUGGAACCAAUUCGAAGGAUUGUGAGAAAGAAAAAGGUAGAUGUUCACUAUUGGGAAGCAGAAUGCUUCAAGAUUGAUUCACAAAAUAAAAAAGUUUAUUGCCGGUCCUACCUGGCUGGCUGUCCAACCGACGAAGAGGAGAUUGUUGUAGACUACGACUAUCUUGUGAUUGCCGUUGGGGCUCGUGCAAAUACUUUUAACAUCCCUGGUGUUUCAGAGAACUGCCAUUUUUUGAAGGAAAUAGAAGAUGCUCAAAAAAUUCGUAGGACCAUUGUAGAAUGUUUUGAGCAGGCCAGUUUGCCUAACCUAAGUGAUGAUGAAAGAAAGAAAAUUCUUCAUUUUGUUGUUGUUGGAGGAGGUCCAACCGGCGUUGAAUUUGCAGCAGAGCUUCAUGAUUAUGUGAAUGAAGAUCUAGUGAAGUUGUACCCAAAGGUUAAAGAAGCUGUAAAGAUAACGCUUCUUGAAGCUACUGAUCAUAUUUUGAACAUGUUUGACAAAAGAAUCACAGCUUUUGCCGAGGAUAAGUUUAAAAGGGACGGAAUUGAUAUCAAAACUGGAGCAAUGGUUGUGAAAGUAACAGACAAAGAAAUUUCAACUAAAGAGGUUAAGAAUGGUGGCUUGUCCACUAUGCCAUAUGGAAUGGUUGUCUGGUCAACUGGUAUUGGUACUCGCCCUGUUAUAAUGGAUUUCAUGAAGCAAAUUGGUCAGGGUAAAAGACGUGCUCUAGCAACUGAUGAAUGGCUGCGCGUAGAAGGGUGCGACAGUAUUUAUGCAAUAGGAGACUGUGCCACAAUCAAUCAACGAAGCGUCAUGGAAGACAUUUGGGCAAUAUUUCAAAAAGCAGACAAGGACAACUCUGGAACACUCACUGUCAAGGAAUUCCAAGAAGUGCUUGAUGAUAUAUGUGAAAGAUACCCUCAAGUGGAACUCUAUUUGAAAAAUAAACAAUUGUACAACCUUGUUGAUCUCCUGAAGGAUUCAAGAGGGGAUUCUGUGAAGGAAUCUGUGGAAGUGAAUCUUGACGAAUUUAAAUUGGUCCUUUCCCAGGUGGAUUCUAAAAUGAAAAACCUUCCAGCAACUGCCCAGGUUGCAGCCCAGCAAGGUUCUUAUCUUGCCGACUGUUUCAACCGCAUGGAAAAAUGUGAGAAAAAUCCUGAAGGUCCCCUGCGCUUCAGGGGUGAAGGGCGUCACAGAUUCCGCCCUUUCAGGUACAAACAUUUAGGGCAAUUUGCUCCCUUAGGAGGUGAGCAGACUGCUGCCCAACUCCCCGGAGAUUGGAUUUCGAUCGGCCACAGCACUCAGUGGCUUUGGUAUUCUGUAUAUGCAAGCAAGCUAGUGAGCUGGCGCACAAGAAUGCUGGUGAUAUCAGACUGGAUGAGGCGAUUCAUUUUCGGAAGGGACUCGAGCGGCAUUUAAAAGAAGUCGCGACUUAUUUUUCUUUCAAGGGAUAGCCUCCAACAGCUAAUUUUGGAUGAGAGAGAUGCAAUAAGACAAAUCAAAGAUGGCCAUUUUUUAGUAAGUAAUGGACCAUUUUAUUUCUGUUACGUUGUUUGGUAAGGUGGGGGAUAUAAGUAAUUGCAUUAAUUUCUAUUCCAAUCCCAUUCCCCUUUUGUUUGGGAUUAAUUGAAUGUAGUAUUAGUAUAUGAAUAUGAAUAUGAAUUUGGUGA
This is a messenger RNA of Andrographis paniculata, 2275 nucleotides long. Its product is annotated as external alternative NAD(P)H-ubiquinone oxidoreductase B2, mitochondrial-like. Bases 270 to 2024 code for a protein of 584 amino acids. NCBI's taxonomy places the organism in Eukaryota, Viridiplantae, Streptophyta, Magnoliopsida, Lamiales, Acanthaceae. Gene Ontology annotation, molecular function: calcium ion binding; NADH dehydrogenase activity. The transcript has 11 exons. The record is from RefSeq and is a predicted model, not a curated record.